CCUGCCACUCCUCGGCAACCCUGAUUGGUGCUGGAGGUCUCAGUUUCCUUUUCUUCCCCGGCAUUCGGUUUGCAAACCCUGCCCCGAGACGCGGGCGGCUGGCGAGCUGCAUUUGCGCUGAGAGGCGCAGGUGCAGCCGAGGCCGACAAGCUGAGCCUUAGGCCCCGCGCGACCAUAGAGUCCGGAAGUGCGGCCAGAGCAGCUCGCGGGGGCGCCGCACCGGGGGAACCCGGGACCAGGAGGGCAGCGCAGGAGCGGGCGGAAUGGCCGCAAUGCUGGCCAUGAAGGUGGUCACGGGGCUGGCGGCAGCGGCACUGGCGGCAGUGCUCUUGGAGCACUAUGGCCUGGCUGGUCAGCCCUCGCCGCUGCCCCAGCCCCGCGCCCCCCGGAGCCCGCACCCCGCUCCGGGCCCCGGAGCCAGCAACAUCUUCUGGGGUCUGCAGAUAUCCGACAUUCACCUGAGCAGGUUUCGCGAUCCAGGCAGAGCUGUAGACUUAGAGAAGUUCUGUUCAGAAACUAUUGGCAUCAUUCAACCAGCUCUCGUCCUGGCAACAGGAGAUCUCACUGAUGCCAAAACAAAGGAACAGUUUGGAUCCAGGCAGCAUGAGGUAGAAUGGCAAACUUACCAUGGUAUUCUGAAGAAGACAAGGGUCUUGGAAAAAACCAAGUGGCUUGAUAUCAAAGGAAAUCAUGAUGUAUUCAACAUUGCAAGUCUGGAGAGUGUCGAGAAUUAUUACAGGAAAUAUUCUGCCGUACGUAGGGAUGGCUCUUUCCAUUAUGUCCACAGUACUCCCUUUGGCAACUAUUCUUUCAUCUCUUUGGAUGCCACCCAAAAUCCAGGGCCCAAGAGACCCUAUAAUUUCUUUGGAAUUUUAGAUGAGAAACGGAUGGAGGAACUUCUAUUACUCGUUAAGGAAAGUAGUCGGAGCAACCACAGUAUUUGGUUCGGACACUAUACAACAUCCACUAUCCUUUCUCCAUCACCAGGAAUUCGGUCAAUAAUGAGUUCAGCUACAGCGUAUUUGUGUGGGCACCUCCAUACACUAGGCGGACUGAUGCCUGUUUUGCACACUCGUCACCUCCAGGGCACUUUGGAACUUGAGGUGGGAGACUGGAAGGAUAACAGAAGGUACCGGAUCUUUGCCUUUGAUCAUGACCUCUUUAGCUUUGCAGAUUUGAUCUUUGGCGACUGGCCUGUGGUUCUUAUCACUAAUCCUAAGUCACUCCUAUAUAGUUGUGCUACACAUGAACCACUAGAAAGACUCCUUCAUUCAACACACAUCAGAGUCUUGGCCUUUUCCUUAUCCUCCAUUACUUCUGUCACAGUUAAGAUUGAUGGAAUUCAUUUAGGGCAAGCUAUUCAUUUGUCUGGUCCUAUUUUCAUACUGAAGUGGAACCCAAGAAACUACAGUAAUGGGACACAUAACAUAGAAGUAAUUGUCCAGGAUUCUGCUGGGAGAAGUAAGAGUGUUCACCAUAUAUUUUCUCUUCAAGAGGAUAUUCAUCUCAGAUUUGAUCCCCUGGCAUCAUUUAUUCUCCUUACUGACCAUGGCAUCGUGGUAAGUAAAUUCAACUUGAGAUUAGAUUCAGUCCAAUCUAGUGGUAGGUCCAAAGUCGUCAUAUAUUCAUGUAAUGAGAAAGAUGGAUCAAUAAAACUAAGUUGUUUGUCUAGAAGAAUAAAAUUCUUUAAAGUUGAUUUGAAUUAAAAGAAGCAGAGGCAUUGACAACUAAUACCUGUUUGGGAACCUGGUUCUAACCACUACCAUAAAACCAGGAUAACUAAGGGAACUACAGGAACUGCAUAAAAUUGGAUUAAGGAUCUUUUAAAAAUAAUAUUUAUUUCUACAUAAAUAAUAUAUGCUUACUGUAGAAAACUUGGAAAAUUUAGAAAUAAAGUAAAAU
Molecule: messenger RNA, 1902 nt
Organism: Herpailurus yagouaroundi (jaguarundi)
Lineage: Eukaryota; Metazoa; Chordata; Mammalia; Carnivora; Felidae
Gene: TMEM62
Product: transmembrane protein 62
Exons: 10
Coding region: 264-1706 (480 amino acids)
Molecular function (GO): hydrolase activity
Source: RefSeq, a predicted model, not a curated record